AUGGCUUCUGACAAAGAGUUCUUCGUGGCGGCAUUUGAGACCAUCCUUCGCAACGUCAACCCAGCUCAGCUAAGCAUCAUCAGCGAGUCUCUUGCUGAAGCUUGCGUGAAGGCUUCGCGAGAGACUAUCGCCAAUGCCAUGGGCUCAGAGCCAGUGAGAAAAGUGAUCGAUCAGCAAGCUGAGCCAGAAGAACCUCCUCUCACCAAAACCAUCAGUCGUGUCCACAAGCGUCGUGAGUCCACUACCGGCAGCAAGCGUGUGGUGAACGGCUUCAUCUGCUUUCGCGCUUACUACUGUUCCCUGUUUGAUGGUCUGGCUCAGAAACUCAAGUCUGGUCUCCUCCGACAGAUGUGGGGCAAAGAGUCUCGACGCAACAUCUUUGGUCUUCUGGGCCGCGCCUUUUCCGAUCUCCGGGACCACCACGCUGAAGUUGUGACCAUGGAGCGUUUUCUGGUAGUUGCUGCUAUAGCUGUUCCCUUGGUUCCAGCCGCUGAAUACCUUGUCAUGAUGGGUUGGGUGCCUGAGCCUAUUCUGCAAGAGGAUGGAGAGAUGGUGCUUCAACGUGAUUUGAAGUUCAACGUUGACAUUGUCAAUACUCAGUAUCCGCCUCAAACUCGACUCUCGGUCGCGGAUAUUGUGGAGCAUUGCUAUGCACAUGGCUUCCUGGAUCGUGCAUCUCGCAGACGACCAGCCCCCACCGAUGCAGACCGUCGCCCACAGGGUGGAUCUGUCAACAUGGCAGUCGCAGCUGCACCUCCUCAGCAAUGUUUUUCACUUCAAGUUAGUCAACGUUCGGCAACAGUAAGUACCAAGUCAUCGCCAUCGCACCUUUACUCUAGCUUACCACUCAUGCAGAUUGACGAGGAGAUUCAACAUGUUGUUCGCCGAGCCGAGAGCACCGCAUCGAGCAGCACUGGAACGCCAGCCAGCAAUACCACAGACAGUGGCCUCAGAGACAGCAACGGCUACCUCACCAUUGAUGCAGUGACAGCUGACCAACAAGCCACGUAUGAACAGCUCGAGAUCGGCUACCACUUCCAUCCCAGAAUGGCUCCAGUCCUCGGUUUUGAUCCUCGCAUCGUCCAGGACGAUUUCGAUCCGUUCGACCUUGACCUCAGUGGCUACAUCGACUUCGACUCCGAGGAGAAGAAGUGA
This is a messenger RNA of Exophiala bonariae, 1155 nucleotides long. RefSeq lists its product as uncharacterized. Gene Ontology annotation, cellular component: nucleus. The record is from RefSeq and is a predicted model, not a curated record. Gene Ontology annotation, biological process: positive regulation of mating-type specific transcription, DNA-templated. NCBI's taxonomy places the organism in Eukaryota, Fungi, Ascomycota, Eurotiomycetes, Chaetothyriales, Herpotrichiellaceae. Bases 1 to 1155 code for a protein of 384 amino acids. Gene Ontology annotation, molecular function: DNA binding, bending. The transcript has 2 exons.